AUGGACUUCAAGACCAUUGGCAAGAGCUUUUCCAACCUGGGGGCACAGAUCACCCCCUUCGCCUCUCGGACGUUCCAGUACACCAAGGAGCAGCUGGGCCAGGCCGACGAUAAGACUCAGAUGCCACCUGACUACAUCGAUCUGGAGAAGCGCGUGGACGCCCUGAAGCAGGUGCACCAGAAGAUGCUGGCCGUGACUUCCCAGUACAGCCAUGAGCCAUACGACUACCCGCCGAACAUCAAGGAGACCUUCCAGGACCUCGGCCGCACAGUCAGCGAGAAGGUCAGCCUUCUGUCGUCUGCAUCGUCGCCUGCUGAGGCCCAGGCCGCCCUGACCGCCCCGACCGCGGCCAAGCCCCAGCCGAAGACGUUUGCGCACGCCAUCGCGCGCGCUUCCCUGGCCAGCAGCCAGACCCUGUACCAGCAGCACACCGGACCCAGCGAGGACCCGCUGGCCACGGCGCUCGAGAAGUAUGCCCUGGCCAUGGAGCGCGUCGGCGAGGCGCGCCUGGCGCAGGAUGCCCAGAUCCAGAGCCAGUUCAUUGCCGGCUGGAACACGACGCUCAACACGAACCUCCAGUUUGCCUCGCGCGCCCGGAAGAGCGUCGAGAAGUCCCGCCUGUCGCUGGACGCCGUCAAGGCUCACGCCAAGGGCACCACCUGGAAGCUCCCGACGGCGCAGCGCGGCGAGCCGGUGCAUGACGAGCAGGAGCUGAACCCCGAAGCACAGGAGGAGAUUGAGAAGGCCGAGGACGAGUUUGUCACGCAGACCGAGGAGGCCUUUGGCGUCAUGAAGAAUGUCCUUGACACGCCCGAGCCGCUGCGCAACCUGUCGGAGCUGAUCGCUGCCCAGGCAGAAUUCUACAAGAAGGCAUACGAGACUUUGAGCGAGCUGGCACCCACCAUUGAAGGUCUCCAGGUCGAGCAGGAGGCCACCUACCGGAAGAGCCGCGAGACCGCGCAAUCCGCCACAAGACCACCGCCACAAAAUCUGCAUUCUGGCGCAAGUCGCGAAAUUCAACUUGGGCCGUAUUCACAACGGACGGCGUCUAGGCUUUUGACAUCCUGCGACAACAAGCCCGUCUCUGCGAAAAUGUUACCCCUCGGCCUGCUUAGCGCCGCUCAGGGCCAUCCUAUGCUGGUCGAGCUAAAGAACGGCGAGACGCUCAACGGCCACUUGGUGCAGUGCGACACCUGGAUGAACCUUACGCUAAAGGGUGUGGUGCAGACGAGUCCCGAUGGCGAUAGCUUUAUGCGCAUACCAGAAGUUUACGUGAAAGGCAACAACAUCAAAUAUCUUCGCGUUCCCGACGAGAUCAUUGACGCUGUCAAGGAGCAACAGCAGCAGCAACAGCAGCAGCAACAGCAACAACACCACCACUAUCACGGCCAGCAGUCUGGUUUCCGUGGAGGCCGCGGUGGACCAGGUGGAGGCUUCCGUGGAGACGGAAACGGACGGGGUGGUGGGAACCGGGGCGACCGUGGCGAUAGAAACGACCGCGGUGGCCGCGGAGGCUCCCGGGCCAUCGACAAGGCCUCGCUUCUCCGGGUCAUCAAUGCACCUUCAAUAUGCCCGCGUCGGCGAAGCGGAGCACGGACUUUCGCGGAGCGCCCGCCGCACGCCAAUGAAACAGCCAAAGCUCUGUUGCCACGGCGCAACCGUCCAGCCGGAGCCGUCCGGCAGGUGCACACGGAUGCCCACGCGCGAGUUGGACGACUCAGUCUCGUCUCCCCGAAUGGGAACGCCGACCAAGGGACGUACAAGCACGCCGGCCCCGACAGGGAAACGGAUAACAGCAGGGCAGACCAGCUGCCGUGGGUGCGCUCGCUGUUGGGGGCUCGGCCGCCGUACCGUCGCGAGCUCCAGUCGGCACCCACGCCGGCAAUAUAUGCUGCUCUCCGGCAGCUACAGUAUGCACCCGCAGCCUAUAACCAGAUACAGGCGUUUGUGCGCUUUCUUCUCGAAGACCGCCACGAGGUGCCGACAGCCGUGCUCUACGAGGCCCUGGUGCGGGCCAACUGCCACACGACCGGUUCGGCCGAUGCGGUGCGCGACGUGCUGCGAGCACUGAAGGAGGCCCAGAUCGAAGGCACGCCCAGCCUGUACCACGGUGCGCUGUCGGUCCUUGCCGUGCACCCCGACUACAUGUUGCGAAACGCGGUUCUGCGGGAGAUGAAGGACCGGUGGAUCGAUCUUGCACCUGAGGGCGUGCAGAGCGUGGCGCUUGGUCUGCUGCGGGACGGACAGUUUGAACGGGCCGUCGACCAGCUGGAGGCCAUGACCGGUUCCGGAAGCGGCGGUAUCGCCGUGCCGUCGUGGCUCUUUGACGUGUACAUAUACGUCCUCGGCCAAGAGGGCUUUCUGGACGACGCGUUGAAGAUUGUCAACCACCGGCUUCUCAAGGAGGACGAUAGCGUGUCUCUGAACGUGUGGUACUUUCUGCUUGACGUGUGCUGUCGACAGAGUCACUACGGCGGCCUCGGCUACGUAUGGAGCCGAGCCGUGCGACCCGGCCGGCUGACACCUUCGGAUGCCAUGGGGCUAGAGGUCCUCAACAUAGCCGCCCAGCACCAGGAUUCUGCCCUGGCCGCAGAGGUUAUGCAGAUGCUGUCGGCCCGCGGCACCAAGCUGGGCAUGCCACACUUUGAGGCCAUGCUGGACUGCUAUGCGGCCGCCGGCAACACCAGCCUCGCUUUGCAGGCGCUCUGCAUCAUGCACAAUGCCGGCAUUGUCCCCGACGAGGGCAGCACGCGGUCCAUCUACCUGGGCCUGACCAGAGACGCUUCUCCGACACAGCCGGUCCUAGACGGUGCCGUGGCCUCACUCUUCAACCUCAAGACCAAGUACGGCAGCGUGCCCAUUGCCGCCUUCAACGUCGUCCUCGAGGCGAUGCUGCAAGGCGGCCGAUCCGCCAACCAGGACCAGCAGCCAGCUGCCGACAACAACAGCAUCGAAGCCGCGCUGGACCUGUACCGUCAUGUCCGCCAGCUCUGCCCCGCUGGCCCUGACCGCAGCACGUUCCACCUGCUCUUCCGCGGCUGCUCGGACGUGCAGCAUCUCAACUUCUUGUUCUGCGAGAUGCGCGCCUUCUCGCUUCUACCGGACGCCGGUAUCAUCAACCUGCUGGUGUACGAAAACGCCGAGAACGGAUCGCUGGACCUGGCCCUGAAGCACGUCUUCGACCUUAUCGGCAGCAACAGCAGUGAUAGCGAACUCGAUGCUGCCGAGGCUAGGCUUCGCUCACGGCCAUGGAUCAGCCGCAAGGCCGCGACAGCCCUGGCAAAGCGGUGCAUCGAUGAAGAAGACACGCGCAUCUGGGAGGUCGCCGAGGCCAGCAGGGUCCGCGGCCGGCCCAUGGACGACAUCCUUCGUGGCAUGCUUCAGGACAUGCCCCGGGACAGAUGGACUGCGUAUGGAGUGCCACAUGCGAUCAGUCUCGAGAUGGACGCACUUGACGAGCUCUCCCUGAGCAGAUGA
This is a messenger RNA of Grosmannia clavigera kw1407, 3477 nucleotides long. RefSeq names its product bar domain containing protein. Lineage: Eukaryota; Fungi; Ascomycota; Sordariomycetes; Ophiostomatales; Ophiostomataceae. The record is from RefSeq and is a predicted model, not a curated record. Bases 1 to 3477 code for a protein of 1158 amino acids. The transcript is spliced from 12 exons. Gene Ontology annotation, cellular component: P-body; U6 snRNP; spliceosomal tri-snRNP complex. Gene Ontology annotation, molecular function: U6 snRNA binding; protein binding. Gene Ontology annotation, biological process: spliceosomal snRNP assembly; P-body assembly; mRNA splicing, via spliceosome.